AUGACUGAGUCUCCUCAGCUCAUCAGACUGUCCCCCAGUCUCCUCAGCUCAUCAGACUGUCCCCCAGUCUCCUCAGCUCAUCAGACUGUCCCCCAGUCUCCUCAGCUCAUCAGACUGUCCCCCAGUCUCCUCAGCUCAUCAGACUGUCCCCCAGUCUCCUCAGCUCAUCAGACUGUCCCCCAGUCUCCUCAGCUCAUCAGACUGUCCCCCAGUCUCCUCAGCUCAUCAGACUGUCCCCCAUUCUCCUCAGCUCAUCAGACUGUCCCCAGUCACUCAUCAGACAUCCCUGUCCCCCAGUCUCCUCAGCUCAUCAGACAGACUCCCUGUCCCCCAGUCUCCUCAGCUCAUCAUCAGACAUGUCCCUGUCCCCCAAGUCUCCUCAGCUCAUCAGACAUUUCCCUGUCCCCCAGUCUCCUCAGCUCAUCAGACAUGUCCCUGUCCCCCAGUCUCCUCAGCUCAUCAGACAUGUCCCUUAACGUGGGGAUCCGUGUGCUGUGA
Knipowitschia caucasica is the source of this 498-nucleotide messenger RNA. Lineage: Eukaryota; Metazoa; Chordata; Actinopteri; Gobiiformes; Gobiidae. The record is from the annotation of a GenBank genome assembly.